CUAUCGCUCAGCGCCUAUGCACAUCAGCUGUCGCCAUGCCGCCGUCGCAGCUGAAGCAGUUGAAGACGUCUCUCCGUGAGACCGGUAUUCUGGGACCCCAGCAGUCGAAAAAGAAGAAGCGCCAAAAUGCAAAAUCUGGUGCAGCAGCCCAGAACCGACUUCAGCGCAAUGCGGCCCUCCAAGGAAUCAGAGAACGGUUCAACCCAUUCGAGAUAAAGGCUCCAGUAAAAUCGGUCAAGUUCGAUGUCACAACUAGAGAUGCAGUCUCGAAAGGUGCUGGUGGUGCGGGAUAUGUCAGACCCGGUGUCACCAAGUCAUUGGGUGAGGAGAGGAGACGAGAGACAUUGCUUCGGGAUCUCCACUCGAAGAACAGAGUCGGUGGUAUUAUGGACCGUCGUUUUGGUGAAAACGACCCGACUAUGACCCCGGAACAAAGGGCGGCGGAACGGUUCGCCAGAGAGAAUGAGAGGAAAUUCAGAAAGGAAUCUCUGUUCAACCUUGAAGAUGACGAGGACGAGGAGAUUCAACUCACACACGGAGGGCAGUCUCUAUCGUUUGAUCAGGAUGGGAUGGCAGACGACUUUCAGGAAACAGAUAUCAUGGGUCUGGACGACGAUGCUUCGGAUAGCGAAAAGUCAAGGAAACGCCGACGGGUUGUCGAUGGAGAAGAGGAUGAGAUGGAUGGCCUCGCAGAUGAAGACGAGGAAGAACAACCGGAACGGAAGAAGUCGAAACAGGAAGUAAUGAAGGAAGUCAUUGCCAAGUCAAAGUUCUACAAAUACGAGCGUCAAAAGGCAAAGGAAGACGAUGAUGAAUUACGAGAACAGCUCGACAAGGGCCUUCCUGACCUGUUCGAAAUGCUGAGAGGAACCGCUCCAAAGCCCAAGCCAGAACCUCCGAAGGAGGACACAGCGGCGAUGAAUCCUGACCGCGCUGCUCUAUUGAACGCAAAGGACGAAGAGGAAGCCAACCGCGAAUAUGAUCAACGGUUGAAACAGUUGACAUUCGACAAGCGCUCCCAGCCGGCUGACCGCACUAAAACGGAGGAGGAGAAGGCCGAGGAAGAAGCGCGACGAUUGAAGGAACUUGAGGAAGAGCGCCUUCGCAGAAUGCGCGGCUCGGAAGAGAGUGAAUCAGAAGAUGAAGAAGAGGAUGUCAACGAGUCGGGAGACGAAUCUAUACCAGACGAUGCGAAAACUUUCGGUCUCGUCCAACCAGCCACGGAUGUCAACGGCGCCCCUGAGCUUGGCGUGGAAGACGAGGAUGACUUUGUUAUUGACGAGGACCUGGUGGAAACAGAUUCCAAUGCUAGCCUUUCGUUCAUCGAAAGCGACGAGGACGAGUCUCCAGGCGAAUCGGAGGAUGAUGAAGAAGAAGAUGAGAUGAUCAACGGCCUCACUCUUCCUGCUGAAGACACGGCGAAGGCAACUUCAGCGGGCGGUUCACAAGCGGCAAAUGAAGGUGCAGCUUAUACCUAUCCAUGCCCCGAAAACCACCAACAGUUUCUGGAAAUUCUCAAGGAUGUUCCCGUUCAGGAAUUGCCCACUGUUGUUCAGAGGAUUCGAGCACUGCAUCAUCAUCGACUUCACCCCGACAACAAGUCUAAGCUCAGCCGGUUCGCGGCGAUACUGGUCGAACAUGUUGCAUACUUGGCCGACCAGCCGGACCAUCCACCUUUUGCUAUCCUUGAAAACAUCCUUCGACACGUUCAUUCUCUAGCAAAGAGUCAUCCUGAGAGCGUGGCUAAGGCUUUCCGAGCGCAUCUACGUACGAUUACAGCAGACCGUCCCUUGAAACUUACCCCUGGAGAUCUCGUUAUCCUCACCGGUGUCUCGACUGUCUUUCCUACGUCAGACCACUUCCAUGCCGUUUCCACGCCUUCCAAUCUGGUUCUUGCGCGCUACCUCGGGCAGGGUAGCAUUAAUGAUCUGGCUGACCUGGCGACGGGCGCGUACGCGGCGAGCUUGGUUCUGCAGUACCAAGACCUUUCAAAGCGGUACAUCCCAGAGUUUGUGAAUUAUGCAUUGAAUGCUCUCUGCGUAUUGAGUCCCACGGACCCAAAAACCAGUUUGGGUUUCUUCCCAUCCAGACAGCCUCCUCAGUCUUUACGACUUAUCCCGAAGAAGACAAUUGAGACCAGAAAGCUUGAGUUCUGGGAUAUUGUCGAGGCCCACCAUUCUGGAAACGCUGCAGAGGAACUCAAACUUAGUCUCAUGUCAACAUUUAUUUCUCUCUUGGACAUCGCAGCAGACAUGUGGACAGACCGGUCAGCUUUCCGUGAGAUAUUCGAGCAAGUUCAACGCGUGCUGGAGCAUGUUCAGAAGUCCUGCUCAAACAAGGUUUCCGUGGCCAUGCAAGAUCGCGUGCAGAGCCUUAUUGACAAGCUGGGCAAUCUCAUCUCUCAAGCUACCUUGAAGCGCCGACCUCUGCUGUUGCAUAACCACCGUCCUCUGGCCAUCAAGACCUCCAUACCGAAGUUCGAAGAGAACUUCAACCCGGAUCGCCACUACGAUCCAGACAGAGAACGGGCCGAAUCCAACAGACUGAAAGCGGAGUACAAGCGGGAGAAGAAGGGUGCUAUGCGCGAGUUGCGGAAGGACGCAAACUUCAUCGCACGGGAACAGUUGCGCGAAAAGAAGGAGCGCGACGCGGCAUACGAAAAGAAGUACAGAAGGCUUAUUGCGGAGAUCCAAGGCGAGGAAGGAAAAGAAGCCAAGGCCUACGAGAGGGAAAAGAAGCUCAGACAGGGGAAGAAAUGAAGUGUUUCCUUUUAGUCAUUUCAUACCCACGGCUGCUGCUGCUGCUGCUAAUAAGCGGAAGGAUCAUAGAUUUAUACUGUACAUAUGUGUACGUACAUUGUAUGUACAGGUUAUCAAAGUUAUGUUUUGUGGGGGG
Messenger RNA from Paecilomyces variotii, 2895 nucleotides. Its product is annotated as putative rRNA maturation protein. The record is from RefSeq and is a predicted model, not a curated record. NCBI's taxonomy places the organism in Eukaryota, Fungi, Ascomycota, Eurotiomycetes, Eurotiales, Thermoascaceae. The transcript has 2 exons. Gene Ontology annotation, cellular component: nucleolus; small-subunit processome; Noc4p-Nop14p complex. The coding region runs from base 36 to 2759 and encodes 907 amino acids. Gene Ontology annotation, biological process: maturation of SSU-rRNA.